CAAAUGAAUUCGCCUUGGUCUGCUUUGUUUUUUAGGGGACGUUUCUUGGCGAAUAAUAAGUCGAAGAAGAGAUUAUAUAUUUGUUUUGUUAACUAAUCUGUUUGGUAAAUAAUUGAAUUGAUAAACAACUGAUCGGGAAAUUAUACUGAACCUGGAAAACACAAAAGUGAGCACUGUAAAAUGAUUAACGUGGAUCCAAGUGUAAAGCAUAGCUGUGAAGAUAUUUUAGAGCUCAAAGUGGCAAGACAUAACCACAAUGAGUUGUUAAAUAUAGACGGAGAGUUAGAUAUUCAAUCCAGCGAUACCUAUACAGUUCAACAAGCUGUUAAUCUUUUAGGAUUUGGAUGGUUUCACGUUAAACUAUCACUGUUUGUUGGACUUUGUUGGAUGGCCGACUCUAUGGAAAUGACUAUACUUAGUAUUAUUGGGCCAGCAAUGCAAUGCGAAUGGAAUAUAUCAACUUAUCAGAAAGCUCUAAUGACGACAGUCGUAUUUUUAGGAAUGAUGAUUAGUCCUUCAUUUUGGAGUCAAUUAAGUGACCGAUACGGCCGAAAAUCUGCCUUAACAUUUUGUGGAGUGCUGCUUGUGUUGUAUAGUUUACUCAGUUCUGUGGCUCCCAACUUCACCUGGCUUUUAAUUUUACGUGGACUUGUCGGCUUUUCUAUCGGAUGCAUUCCGCAAUCUGUUACUCUAUAUGCGGAAUUCCUUCCUUCAAAGCACAAAGGAAAGUGCGUGGUCUUAAUGGAUUGUUUCUGGGCUUUGGGGGCUUGCUUUGAAAUUGCCUUAGCAUUGGCAAUUUACCCUAACUUUGGUUGGCGAUGGCUUUUAGGUUUAUCAGCCGCACCAUUAUUAUUAUUUACAUCUUUGACACCGUGGCUUACAGAAUCUGCACGAUUUCAUACCUUGAAUGGGAACAACGAGAAAGCGGUUCGAGUUCUGGAGCAGAUUGCAAAGGACAAUAACCGUCAAAUGCUGAUUGGUCGUUUGACGGUCGAUCGGGAAACUAAUUCACCUGCUCAUAUGAGAACAUUACUUAAGCCCGAAUUAAGGAAAAUAACAUUAUUACUGUGGUUUAUAUGGAUGUCCUGUGCGUUUUGCUAUUACGGCCUAGUAUUAAUAUCUGCGGAACUUUUCCUUAGAGACAAGGCAGAUUCAAUAUCAAAUCAAGAUUGCAAUACAUUCAAUACACAAGAUUUUAUGGAUCUAAUGUGGAUUACUUUCUCCGAAUUCCCUGGUAUAUUUUCAACAACAGCUGUUAUUAAACGGUAUGGCAAGAAAAAAACAAUGGCUCUGCAGUUCUUAAUUUUUUCUGGUUGUGUUUCAUUACUUUCGCUCCAUAAAAGCCGCAUCUACACCAUCUCGAUCCUAUUUAUUGCCAGAGGAGUCAUAUCUGGCCUAUUUCAAGCUGCAUAUAUAUACACACCUGAAAUUUAUCCCAACAAUUUACGCUCUGUAGGAGUUGGUGGAUGUUCAACAAUAGCUCGGAUUGGCGCGAUGGCUACACCAUUUAUUUCUCAAGUACUUUUACAAACCUCAGCAUCAAGCGCGCUCAUUAUUUAUAGCUUAGUGGGUUUAUUAUCUGCAGUCGGUUGUAUAAUACUUCCAGAUAAUCAAGUUUUAGCAUAAGUUUAGGUAUUAGAUGGCGAAAAUGUAUUUUAUUGAAUCAAAAAAAUUGUAUGUGGAACAGAAUUGACAACGAAAUGAGCGAGAUGUUAUACUAUUAAAAUAUACAGAAGGUUUGUAAUCAUAACAGAAAAACCUAAAUAAGA
Molecule: messenger RNA, 1769 nt
Organism: Anastrepha ludens (Mexican fruit fly)
Lineage: Eukaryota; Metazoa; Arthropoda; Insecta; Diptera; Tephritidae
Product: synaptic vesicle 2-related protein
Exons: 9
Coding region: 181-1626 (481 amino acids)
Biological process (GO): transmembrane transport
Cellular component (GO): membrane
Molecular function (GO): transmembrane transporter activity
Source: RefSeq, a predicted model, not a curated record